AUGCCGACCCUCCUCUCUUCCCCUCCGACAAUGGCGCGCACUCUCCACAAACCACUUCUCCCGCCAGAACUCCAACCCGCCUCCUCCACCUUCAAGUUCGCCGUAAAAGACAACAUCGCCACCCUCGGCUCCCCAACAACAUGCGCCUCUCCGUUCCUCUUCACCUACCAAUCCCCGUUCGAAGCCACCAUCGUCCGCCAGCUCCGGUCCCGCGGCGGCGCCCUCGUCGGCAAGACCAACAUGGACGAAUUCGGCAUGGGCUCGCACUCCCUUAACUCCGUCCACGGCCCCGUGGCCAAUCCCAAUUUUGCUUCGGUCGGCCCGCCCCGGUCGGCAGGCGGUAGCUCGGGAGGCAGCGCCGUAGCUGUGAGGUUAAACGAAGCCGACGUGGCGCUGGGUACGGAUACGGGGGGUUCGAUUCGCUUGCCGGCUGCCUAUACGGGGACUGUGGGGUUUAAGCCCUCUUAUGGCAUGGUCUCGAGGUUUGGGGUUGUGCCGUAUGCGAAUUCGCUGGAUACUGUGGGGUUACUUACAAGGGAUGUGAGGAGCAUAUAUGAUCUCGUCAUCGGUUCCGGGCUGAUUCGCGAGCAUGACCCCAGCGAUCCCACUUCCUUAACGGAGGAAUCUCGAAAACGAUGCGCCGAGACGCAUGGCCACAACAACGAUCCCACCCCCCUAGACAACCACUUCAAGUCCCCCCGCUCCCGCGCCGCCAUCACCAUCGGUAUUCCCAAAGAAUACUGCAUCAAGGAACUCGACCCCCUCAUCCACGCCGCCUGGAAAGAAGCCGAGUCCCUCCUCAAAGAAUGGGGCGCCACCAUCGCUCCCGUCAGCCUACCCACCACCGAAGUCGCCCUACCAGCCUACUACGUCCUCGCACCGGCAGAAGCCUCCUCCAACCUCGCCAAGUACGACGGCGUGCGCUACGGAACGCGUGGGGAAGCGAGUGACGGCGCCGGGGAGGUCCUCUACUCGCACACUCGCGGGGAAGGGUUCGGCGACGAGGUCAAGCGCCGCAUUCUCCUAGGCACGUACAGUCUCAGCUCCGAGAAGAUGGACAACUUCUUUAUCCAGGCGCAAAAGGUGCGCAGGCUCGUACAGAGGGACUUUGAUAGGGCGUUUAAGUUGCCAAACCCCCUCUACGAGAACGACGAGCCGUUUGAUCUGAGCGACAUGGAUGAUGACGUCGCGUUGAUGGAUAAGAAGGGGCCGGCGCAGGUGGACUUUUUGCUCUGUCCCACGGCGCCGACUUUCCCGCCGUUGAUUGGGGAUAUUCAGCACCAGACAGCCGUGGAUUCGUACAUGAAUGAUGUGUUCACCGUGCCCGCUAGUCUUGCUGGCUUGCCUGCCAUUAGCAUUCCUGUUCCUGUGAAAGGAGCGACGCCGGAAACCGGCCCGGUUGCUGGGUUGCAGUUGAUUGGGCAGUAUUGGGAUGACGCGAGGGUCCUUGCUAUUGCUCACGAGCUGUCGCAGCGUCUACCUGUAAAGAUAUAG
Messenger RNA from Scedosporium apiospermum, 1494 nucleotides. RefSeq names its product Glutamyl-tRNA(Gln) amidotransferase subunit A, mitochondrial. Gene Ontology annotation, biological process: mitochondrial translation; glutaminyl-tRNAGln biosynthesis via transamidation. The coding region runs from base 1 to 1494 and encodes 497 amino acids. Gene Ontology annotation, molecular function: glutaminyl-tRNA synthase (glutamine-hydrolyzing) activity. Lineage: Eukaryota; Fungi; Ascomycota; Sordariomycetes; Microascales; Microascaceae. The record is from RefSeq and is a predicted model, not a curated record. The transcript is spliced from 2 exons. Gene Ontology annotation, cellular component: glutamyl-tRNA(Gln) amidotransferase complex; mitochondrion.